UUUUGUUUCCUUCAUCCUCACGGUGUCUUUCCAGAUAUUAUUCAAAAUUACAAUAUUUUCUUAUUAAUUUUAUUGUCCUUUUUUGUUUCGCGUGUGAUUAUUAACUCGAGGUGAAUUCUAUAUCCUUGUUAAUAUCACACGCGAAAUAAUUAAAGAUCUAACUAUAUUGUAUCUAGAAUUUGGAGAAUUUGAAGAUUAAAGCGAAGUAUUGAGAAGAAGAAGAAAGCCAAAAGAUUUGAAGUAAAAAUGGCACCGAUGUUCGAAUGGUGGGCCAAAGGAAACAACCGUAAAGGUACACCGGUCGUCGUUAAAAUGGAACACCCUAAUAACUGGUCAAUGGUGGAGCUUGAAUCACCGUCUGAGCAAGACUUUCUCGUCGAAGGUCGCCGUGAGAAAUCUCGAAACAAGAACGCGAGACAGCUCACAUGGGUCCUCCUUCUCAAAGCCCACCGUGCCGCAGGCUGUCUCACUUCCCUCGGCUCAGCAUUAAUCGCUCUUGGAACCGCCGUACGCCGCCGUAUUGCUGCCGGCCGUACAGACAUUGAGAUCUCUUCGUCUUCUUCUCCGGCUAUCACGAAAUCAAAACCGAGGCUGUUCUAUUCGUGUUUAAAGGUGUUUCUAUGGCUUUCACUAAUGCUUCUAGCUUUUGAAGUUGCUGCGUAUUUUAAAGGAUGGCAUUUCGAAACACCCAAGCUUCAGCUUCAAUUCAUCUUCAUUGCGUCUCCUUUUUCUGUAAAAGGAUUCUUCGAUUGGGUUUAUACUCACUGGGUUUUACUUCGUGUUGAGUAUCUUGCUCCUCCGCUGCAGUUUCUCGCUAAUGCUUGCAUCGUCCUCUUCCUUAUUCAAAGCCUAGACAGACUCAUCCUCUGCUUAGGCUGUUUCUGGAUCCGAUUCAAGAAAAUCAAACCGGUUCCCAAAAACUCAACCUCUGAUCUAGAAUCGGGCGAGAAUGGAUUCUUCCUCCCUAUGGUUCUGGUUCAGAUUCCUAUGUGUAACGAAAAAGAGGUUUAUCAGCAAUCAAUUGCGGCUGUAUGUAAUUUAGACUGGCCAAAAUCGAAGAUUUUGAUUCAAAUUCUGGAUGAUUCAAAUGAUCCAAUCACACAGAGUUUGAUCAAAGAAGAGGUUCAUAAAUGGCAGAAGGAAGGUGCAAGAAUUGUGUAUCGCCACCGUGUGAAUAGAGAAGGCUACAAAGCUGGAAAUCUUAAGUCUGCAAUGAACUGUAGCUACGUCAAAGACUACGAAUUCGUCGCCAUUUUCGAUGCCGAUUUUCAGCCUUUACCUGAUUUCCUCAAAAAGACAAUUUCUCAUUUUAAGGACAAUGAGGAACUAGGACUGGUACAAGCGAGAUGGUCGUUUGUCAAUAAGGAAGAGAACUUGUUGACAAGAUUACAGAACAUUAACUUGGCAUUUCACUUUGAGGUUGAACAACAAGUGAAUAGUGUCUUCUUGAAUUUCUUUGGAUUCAAUGGAACGGCUGGUGUGUGGAGGAUUAAGGCUUUGGAAGAUUCUGGUGGUUGGCUCGAGAGAACAACCGUCGAGGACAUGGACAUUGCUGUUCGUGCUCAUCUCCAUGGCUGGAAAUUCAUUUUCCUAAACGAUGUUGAGUGCAUUUGUGAAUUACCUGAAUCUUAUGAAGCUUACCAGAAACAGCAACAUAGAUGGCAUUCAGGACCUAUGCAGCUAUUUCGCCUUUCUUUGCCCGCCGUCAUUAAAUCGAAGAUAAGCAUAGGCAAGAAGUUCAAUUUGAUAUUCCUCUUCUUCCUACUGAGGAAGCUCAUCUUGCCUUUCUACUCAUUCACACUCUUUUGUAUCAUCUUGCCAAUGACUAUGUUUGUGCCUGAAGCUGAACUCCCUGCUUGGGUUGUCUGCUACAUACCUGCAACAAUGUCGGUCUUCAACAUCCUUCCCGCCCCGAAAUCAUUUCCGUUUAUCGUCCCUUACCUUCUCUUCGAGAAUACAAUGUCCGUGACCAAGUUCAAUGCAAUGGUCUCGGGCCUGUUUCAACUCGGAAGUUCGUACGAAUGGGUUGUUACUAAGAAAUCAGGGCGAUCAUCGGAAGGAGAUCUUGCUGCUUUAGUUGAAAAUGAAGGAGGAAAAAAAAUGAAACAUCUGAGAGGCGUGUCUGCACCGGAAACAGAGGCUGAGAAGAAAGCUCAAAAGAAGAUUAAGAAGAAGAAGCACAAUAGGAUAUAUAUGAAGGAGCUCUCACUAGCGUUUCUGUUAUUAACCGCAGCAACUCGAAGUCUCUUAUCGGCUCAAGGAAUCCACUUUUACUUCCUCUUGUUUCAGGGAAUAUCCUUCUUACUGGUGGGUCUGGAUCUAAUUGGAGAGCAAGUUGAAUGACGGUAAAGAGAUUGCAUGGGUCUUAAUAGGGCUUGUAGAGAAACAUUUUAGAAGACAGGAAGGGGUCUGGACCCAAGAAUACAAUUACAUAUAUAACAUCAUUGAACAUAGAUCACCAGCUUUCACAGAGGAAGGACAUGGGUAAAAUGUGUUGGUAAUAUGUAACUUCACCUCUUCUUUUUUUAAUCUCUCUUUUGGGUUCGGCCACAAAUCUUUAAUUCUUUUGUUCAAGGGGACAAUUCUUUUGCAAGAAAGUAUGAUAGCAAGGUAUCAUUUCAUAAGUGAUGCUAAAAAUAAGAUUAAGGUCAAUGGUGCUAAACAUUAGAUUAAGCUUAAUUGCCAUAAGUAACGCUAAAACAUGAGACCGUGGUCAGCUGUUAUAAUUAAUUCAAAAAAUUGCAUCAAUUUUAGUGAUGCAAGUACACUAAGGUCAUUUUUUUUAAAUUCCAAAAAGCGAUGCU
Messenger RNA from Thlaspi arvense, 2804 nucleotides. The record is from the annotation of a GenBank genome assembly. NCBI's taxonomy places the organism in Eukaryota, Viridiplantae, Streptophyta, Magnoliopsida, Brassicales, Brassicaceae.